Geodia barretti is the source of this 927-nucleotide messenger RNA. Lineage: Eukaryota; Metazoa; Porifera; Demospongiae; Tetractinellida; Geodiidae. The record is from the annotation of a GenBank genome assembly.
AUGGACUUCCGCUUCAGCUCCGACGAUGAUGCCUUCCGGCAAGAGGUAGGCGACUUCGUCGAAAGCGAACUGCCGUGGGACUGGCGCGAGCGCGCCGUUGAUGCCGAGGAGCCGGGGGAUUCUGGGCUGGUGCGUGAGUUCAAGAGGAAACUCGCCGGCAACGGCUGGCUGACUAUGGCCUGGCCCGAAGAAUACGGCGGACAGGCCGCGCCUCACAUCCGACAGAUGAUCUUCAACGAAGAGAUGGCGUACAGGGGUGUCCCCGCAGGUGAUUCCGGUGUGCGCAUGGUCGGCCCCAUCCUGAUGCUCUACGGCACGGAGGAACAGAAGCAAUACUUCCUGCCGCGCAUCGCGCAGGCCGAUAUCGACUGGUCGCAGGGCUACUCCGAACCAGACUCAGGAUCAGACCUCGCAUCGCUGCAGACACGCGCAGUCGAGGAUGGCGACGACUUCGUAAUUAAUGGCUCCAAGAUAUGGAACGGCGCGCACUCAGGCUCGGACUGGAUGUUCAUGCUUGCGCGAACCGACCCCGAUGCGCCCAAGCAUCGCGGCAUCAGCUUCCUCCUGACCGAGAUGCAGCAGCCGGGCGUCACUGUCGAGAAGAUACCGAUGAUGUGGGACGCUCAUCGCGCACUCGUAACCUUCGAGGAUGUGCGAGUGCCGAAGAAGAACCUCGUCGGCGAACUCAAUCGUGGCUGGUAUGUCGGCGCAGCGUUGCUGGACUUCGAGCGCUCCGGCGUUGACCGCCCCGCAAGGGCGAAGCGUCUGCUGGAGGAUAUCGUCGGCUUCUGCAAGAGAAUGAGCGAAACGGCAAGCCAUUGGCAGAGGAUAUUACUGUCCGGCAGAGAUUGGCGGAGAUGGCAGUGCAAAUCGAGUCCUGCCGCCUUAUGUGCUACGCCGUCGCAUGGAUGCAAAGCCAGGAUAUGA